Chiloscyllium plagiosum (whitespotted bambooshark) is the source of this 3591-nucleotide messenger RNA. Lineage: Eukaryota; Metazoa; Chordata; Chondrichthyes; Orectolobiformes; Hemiscylliidae. The record is from RefSeq and is a predicted model, not a curated record.
CGAAAGAGAAAAAAAAGAGGAAAGUGGCGCCGGACGCUGAGAAUCGAGGAUUUUUUAAAAAUUAUAAACACGGCAGCGGUGUCUCGAUCGAUGAAAUGAAAAACAUUAAUUAAAAACCGAAGAUGCGAAGGUGGUAAGAGUGCGAUCCUGUCUGUCGGUUUUGAGUUUUCCCAUGUGCCGAGAAGAUGGAGCAAAACGAAAUUCUGAGGAAAUUCAUUGAUCGGGUGCUGGAGAUGAAAGUCCGCGACCAGAAUGGGGAGGAUAACUUUGCCAGCGACUUCAUGCGACUCAGAAGACUGUCAACUAAAUAUAGAACUGAGAAGAUCUACCCAACAAACAUUGGAGAAAAGGAAGAAAAUGUUAAAAAGAACAGAUAUAAAGACAUCUUGCCAUUUGACCAUAGCAGGGUGAAACUUGCAUUGAAAAUUUCAGAUCAAGAUUCAGAUUAUAUCAAUGCUAAUUUUAUUAAGGGAGUUUAUGGGCCAAGAUCAUACAUAGCUACCCAGGGCCCACUUGCAAAUUCUGUACUUGACUUUUGGAGGAUGAUCUGGGAAUACAAAGUUGUAAUAAUUGUGAUGGCUUGCCGUGAGUUUGAAAUGGGAAGAAAAAAGUGUGAGCGCUACUGGCCAUUACAUGGGGAUGGAGUUCUCCACCUUGGAGAAUUUCAGAUUACUUGUGAAGCAGAACAAUCAAGAGAUGACUAUUUUAUAAGGACUCUAUUAGUGGAAUUCCAGAAUGAAUCUCGGAGAAUCUAUCAAUUCCAUUACAUAAACUGGCCUGAUCAUGAUGUUCCAUCUUCAUUUGAUUCUAUUUUGGAUAUGAUCAGUUUGAUGCGAGAAUAUCAAGAACAUGAGGAUGUCCCCAUUUGUAUCCACUGCAGUGCUGGAUGUGGAAGAACUGGUGCCAUAUGUGCAAUUGACUAUACCUGGAAUUUGCUAAAAGCAGGGAAAAUUCCUGAGGAAUUCAGUGUGUUCAAUUUGAUUCAAGAAAUGAGAACACAAAGGCAUUCUGCAGUUCAAACAAAGGAGCAAUAUGAGCUUGUUCAUCGUGCAAUAGCUCAGAUAUUUGAAAAAGAGCUACAAAGGAGUCAACGCACUGAAAAUCUUUCUGACACUGAUGACAUUAGUUCUGAAAAUACAACUAUUUCUUCUCUUCCUGACAAAUCUGAUUCACCACCACCAAAACCACCACGAGUACGAAGUGUCUUUCCUAGUAGUCAGCCUACAAACGUCACAGUUGUCAAUGCCAAUCUUCAUGCAUCAGGCAGCUGCCUGUUGGAAGGAGAUGCAAAAGAAGAAAUAUUGCAGCCUCCGGAGCCCCAACCUGUACCACCUAUUCUCACUCCUUCCCCUCCGUCUGCCUACCCAGCUGUUACUACAGUGUGGCAAGACAAUGACCGCUACCAUCCUAAGCCAGUGGUGCAUUCAUUUACAACGCCACCUCCCACAGACCUUAAUGAAAAUUACAACAAAACUUUGGAUACCUACAAACAGAAUGAAAAUUGUGCUGUGCAUGUUGACCCUAUUGAAAAAAAGCUGGAAAGAAAACUGAGUAUUGAAAUAAAGAAAAUACCACUCCAAGAGGGACCCAAAAGUUUUGAAGUGUCCCCACCUGCUGGAAGCAGCUGUUUGAACAGAGUAUCAUCAAGUAAAGUGAAGCCUACGUCAGCAGUUAAGAAUGAGGAAACCAAUAAACCUGUGGAACCAAGUGGUGGACAAAUUUCUGCAGUUUCAGAGGUGGAUGUUCAUCACAUGGAUGCUGCUCAAGAAGGGAGGAGUUCUGAUGUUGUCUUGAGACCAGUACAGUUGCCACUGAAGGAAAGAGCUCAUGCUAUGUGGAACAAGGCAAGCCAUGAAUGUACACCAACUGCAUUUAGCACAUCUACUGGUGAUAAACUCUGUAAUACUCAAAGCCAUUCUUCCCAAGCAUCUGCUGUACCAGCCGAGACAUCAAAAGACAGAACUGUAAUUCAGCAUUUGGCUCUGGACACUGAUGGCACUGGUAUGAAUGUGGCACCCCUCAGUUUUAGUAAUCCGCUCCACUCUGAUUCAGAGCCAGAAGAGAUGGAUGUUGGGACAGCUGUACCUAAAAAUGUUACCAGUAUUUUAGCAAGUGCCACUGUUACUGCUGCUAUACAAAAUGAAACACCUUUGGCAAGAAAAAUAUCACCUAUGUCUAUUGCUCGGGAACAUACACCCAACACACUAAAUGUAGGAUCUGAGGAAUGUUCUGGGAGCAAAGAAGACAGUCCACCACCUUUACCAGAAAGAACUCCUGAAUCUUUUGUUGUGGCUAACGAAUCUGACUUCCCUUUCAGGCCGUCUCAUAUUGGGAAGUCUGCAGAAUGGAGUGGCUUUCCACAACCACAUACCAUUGAGCAAGUAAAGAUGGUGAGGAGUAAGAGCCUGAAAAAUCCUCGAAGUUCAAGAACAAAUACAUGUGAAACACAGGAUAGUGGGAGGCUAUUGGGUGAUUCAGAAUUAGUUAAUACAACCAGGGGUGAGGUAGACCAAACCUCAGAAACAAAUAUGAAACAAAGAGAACGUGGUUCAGAUUUAGACAGUGGUUUCCUUUCGAAAAUGAGCAUGCUGAGAACUGUCCUUGUAUCCUGUCUCCAAAAAUCAGGAUUCAAUAAUCGUUACACAAAACCGAAAGGGCCAAGAGAUCCUCCUCCUGAGUGGACAUGAUGGAGCAGAUAUUCAAAUAGACCGUAAUACUGGAGUAUCUCCCUUCAAGUGCCACAAAAGGACUGAAAAGUAGAAAAAUUAUUCACACUCACUAAAAACAAUCUUUCUUUACUAACAAAAAAAGCAAGAACAAUUUAGAUGACUUAUCAGUUACAAAAUGGUACACAGUUUACAUCUAUUGUAACUUGCUAUAAACCUUCCAAGGGUGUGGAUUCCGGUGCUAAAUAUCUCUUUGCUGGGACCAUUUUUACCCGCCUUAUUUCACAGUUAAAGUAUUAAGACUUUUUUUAAAAAAAGUAAAGUAUUACAGGCCUUAUUUUUUGGGGGGGAAUUUGUUACACUGCUUUUAGGAUUGUAUAGUAAUAUAGUAAGUAUAAAUAGGUAGUCUGUGACAACUAUUCUCUGCUAACUUUCAGAAAUUACUAUGUGCAUUAGUCUCUUUUUAUGUAUGUACAGGGCAGGUAGGUAUAUAAUUGACAAUGUUGCAGAUAUUAAAUAUUCUUAACAGAAGAUGUAAGAAAUCUGUGCAUGAUCUAAACCUUGUGUACCAUUUUUUGUAAAUUAUUUGCCCUGAAAUUAUUGAAAAAUAUUCUUUCAGGCAUUCUUAACUACUGGAAAUAAGCAGGAAAUUGCAGUUUAACAGGGGUUGAGAUUGUAAUAAUACAUUUGUAAAUUAUAAGCAAAAGGAUAUUUUUAUAUUAUAUGCUGUUAAUAACCAAUCCCACUUUGAUCUCUUGUUCAUUUGGCCUUGAAUUUAGUAAGUGCCUUCGAACAGUAUGCAAUCCUGUUAACAUCAUGUAAGCAUUUUGUUUGUGCUUUUGUGCAUUGGGAAUAAAAGGACUAUCAGUCUCACAAUCUUGUAUUUUACAAUAUUACCUGUCAGUAAAGAUCUAAAAGCAAAGUA